Molecule: messenger RNA, 1005 nt
Organism: Verticillium nonalfalfae
Lineage: Eukaryota; Fungi; Ascomycota; Sordariomycetes; Glomerellales; Plectosphaerellaceae
Exons: 2
Coding region: 1-1005 (334 amino acids)
Biological process (GO): protein insertion into ER membrane
Cellular component (GO): TRC complex; cytosol
Molecular function (GO): protein binding
Source: RefSeq, a predicted model, not a curated record
AUGGCCUCCAAAGCCGACAAGAUCGAAAAGAUCAUCGCCCGCCUGCAGGCCCGCACGGCCGAGGGCCAGUACUACGAGGCCCAGCAGCAGACCCGCGUCGUGGCCGCCCGCUACGUCAAGGCCGCCAACUGGCCCGCCGCCGUGGACAUACUCGCCAGCGUCGCCCAGUCCCUGCUCAAGGCCGGCCAGGGCGGCUCCGGCGGCGACCUGUGCCUCAUGCUCGUCGACGUCUACAAGCAGGCCGAGCUCAGGCCCGACGCCGCGAGCAAGGGCCGCCUGCUGACGUGCCUGCGCCUGUUCGGGCCCGGGGAGCCGACGAGGAAGACAUUUAUCAGCGAGAUGAUUGCGUGGUCCAGCAAGUUCGGCGACUACCCGGCCGGCGACGCCGAGCUGCACCACGUCGCGGGCAGCCUGUACGCCGAGGAGCACGAGGCCUACGAGGCGGAGCGCCACCUGGUGCUCGGCACGCGCGACUCGGCCGAGGUGCUGGCGCGCAUGGAGUACGCCUGGUACAAGGAGGACGAGUCGCACACGGCGGCGCUGUACGCGUCGCGCGCCGUGCUGCCCUACCUGCUCGUCGGCAACCUGCGCGCCGCCAACGCCGCCUACCGCCUCUUCGCCAGCCAGCUCGCCGACGCCGGCGCCGGCGGCGUCCAGGACGUCAGCACCGCCACCGCCGACGUGCGCAUCUUCCCGGGCCUGCCGCUCCUCAACUUCCUCGGCCUGCUGCUCCUCGCCAUCCAGCGCGGCACCCCCGACGCCUACCGCACCCUCGUCAACAAGUACGCCGCCAACAUUGCUGAGCUCGGCGCCUGGAACGAGGCCCUCGAGAUGGUCGCCGAGAUGUACUUUGGCAUCGUCAAGCCCAGGCAGAGCAACCCCCUCAUGGAUAUGAUGGGCAGCCUGUUCGGCGGCGGCGCCGCGGGAGGUGGUGGUGGCGGUGCGCAGCAGAGGAGGGCGCCCACGAGGCGAGUCGAGGCGCCUGCGCCGGCGGGUCUCGACUAA